This is a messenger RNA of Prunus armeniaca (apricot), 1611 nucleotides long. The record is from the annotation of a GenBank genome assembly. NCBI's taxonomy places the organism in Eukaryota, Viridiplantae, Streptophyta, Magnoliopsida, Rosales, Rosaceae.
AUGGGAACGAGUAAGGAUGCGAUAAAUUCUACAAAGAAGAUGUUGAAUUCAAGUUUUGACAUGAAAGACUUAGGUCAAGCUGAUGUCAUAUUGGGAAUUCAAAUCAAAAGAAAUAAUGAUGGGUAUAUUCUUACUCAAUCCCAUUAUGCAGAAAAAAUUCUAAGAAAGUUUGGUCAAUUUGACUGCAAACCUGCUGUGACUCCUUUUGAUGUAAAUUGCAAGUUAAAAAAGAAUAGUGGAGAUGCAAUUUCCCAAUUGGAGUAUUCCCAAGUAAUUGGGAGCCUAAUGUAUUUAAUGAAUUCUACUAGGCCAGACUUAGCUUAUUCAGUAAGCAGGCUUAGUAGAUACACAAGCAAUCCUGGACAUGAUCAUUGGGAAGCACUAAUAAAGGUGCUAAGAUAUUUGAAAUACACCCAAGACUAUGGAUUGCACUACACUAGAUAUCCACCAGUUCUAGAAGGCUAUAGUGAUGCAAAUUGGAUUUCUGAUAGUACAGAAACCAAAUCAACUAGUGGAUAUGUAUUUACAUUAGGUGGAGCUGCAGUAUCUUGGAAAUCCUCUAAACAGACGUGUAUAGCACGCUCUACAAUGAAAUCAGAGUUUGUAGCCUUAGAUAAAGCUGCUGAAGAAGCAGAAUGGCUGAGAAACUUCCUAGAGGACAUUCCAAUGUGGCCUAAGCCUGUGACAGCAAUUUGUAUACAUUGUGAUAGUAUGGCAGCACAAGCAAGAGCCAAGAGUGGUGUAUACAAUGGAAAGUCAAGACAUAUCAGGCGACAUUGCAUCAAAUCUGCAAGCCUUUAUCUCAAAUUCAAUUGUGCCAAUUGCUUUGUAUUGGUGGACAAUGAAGGCUGCGAUAGUAUACUACUGAAAAUGCUGCAGCGAUACCUUCAGCUAAUCCCUAGGCCUUAUUUCCAAUACCAAUUCGAAAUUGUAACUCCUGGAAGGGAAAUUCCAGAGUGGUUCAGUAAUCAAAGUUUGGGAGAUUCCCUAACUGUGGAGCUACCUCUGGAUUCAUGUACCACGUGGAUGGGAAUUGCUUUAUGUGCUGUGUUUGAAGUUCAGGAUGUUCUUUCUAAAUUUCAUUGUUUUCAACUUAGCUGUUCCCAACAAGGAAUGUGGCCAUUUGGAUUUUCAAGAUAUUUUAAAAUGGGCGAUGUUGUGUCAGAUCACCUUUGGGCAAUUUAUGUAUCUUGUGAAAAAUUUAUGAAGAAAUGCGGUCAGAUAAAGGUUUUGUUAAGAGCUGAUUAUUUUAAUAAGGAAAUACGGAUACUCAAAAAAUCUUGCCCGAUUGUGAAGAAGUGUGCGUUUCGUUUGGUGCAUGAGCAAGAUGUGGAACAACUCAACCAAAUCAUGAUGAACAAAUCCAUCAUCAACAGCACUACUACUUGUCCUACCAAAUCAGCUGAUGCACAAGGUCAACAACGCCACGAUGACCAGGAGGCUAGUCCUAGUGGAAGUGGUAGCUCUCACCAAAAAUCUCCCUUUCGCAAUACCCAUGCUCUUUCCGAAGAGGCAGACCAAAAUGAAUUAAAUGAUGAUGAUGAUGAUGUUGUUGACGAAGCUCGGCCCAGAAAAAGAAAAAAGAUCGAUGUGUUUGGGACUGACCUAUGA